AUGCGACGCGAAUCUACAAAAGGCAAAGGCAAAACUGUUAAUAAGGUAAAAACACAUCACGCUAACACAAGCAAAGGUGUAUUAUUGGGUACAGCUCGUGUAGACAUUCUUUUUAAUGGCACGAAGUUCUCAGCGAGAUCACUAAUUGAUUCGGGCUCUGAGUGUUCUUUCAUUACGGAAAGGCUCAGACGCAGAAUCAACCUGCCGACCAACAAAAUGCAUGCCCAAGUUUCGGGCAACAACAAUGCGGUUUCUGCGGAGGUGAAAGAAUCAUGCUCAGUUCAACUCAGGUCACCCAUUGAUCCACUGAUUUCGAUAGAAGCGAUGGUGUUAGUUUUACCCAGACUUACUGGAAAUUUGCCAACGUGCCACAUCAGUGCACUCACGCAGCAAGCUUUUUCAGACCUUGUCUUGGCGGAUAAAAGGUUCUUCAUAAACGAGCAAGUCGAUCUUGUUCUAGGUGGUGACAUCUAUCCCCAAAUAAUUUUAGGCGGUAUUCGAAAGAAUGUUCUAAGUACGCUAUUAGCUCAAGAGAUAGUAUUCGGUUGGCCACUGACGGGUCGGGCAGACUCAGACAAUCCAACUACUAAUCGCGUAUCGUUCUUCAAUGAAGUGGCCCUGGAUAAACAACUCAGCACUUUCUGGGAGUUAGAAGACAUCCCGAGAGACAGGAUAAUAACAGCGGAGGAAAAGCAAUGCGAGGAGCUCUACAAACGAACGACAAUGCGGAACCAAGAUAGAAGAUACAUCGUGUCUCUUCCAUUUAAAGACGAUUUCCCAUCUUAA
Messenger RNA from Rhagoletis pomonella (apple maggot), 786 nucleotides. RefSeq lists its product as uncharacterized. Bases 1 to 786 code for a protein of 261 amino acids. NCBI's taxonomy places the organism in Eukaryota, Metazoa, Arthropoda, Insecta, Diptera, Tephritidae. The record is from RefSeq and is a predicted model, not a curated record. The transcript has a single exon.